Molecule: messenger RNA, 2736 nt
Organism: Arachis duranensis
Lineage: Eukaryota; Viridiplantae; Streptophyta; Magnoliopsida; Fabales; Fabaceae
Exons: 10
Coding region: 477-2222 (581 amino acids)
Source: RefSeq, a predicted model, not a curated record
CUUAUUUGCUUUCGCUCUAAGCACAAAAAGAAUAAUAAUUAUGGUUUUUUUUACCUUUUAUUAAGUCCCUGAAGCAAUGGCUAGGAGUUCGUUAUGAGGAUUAGGCUAAGCAUAUUAUGAGAUACUGAUUCCUACAAUAAGUUUUCUCUUCAUAUUCCUCUUGUACUUUUCAGGUCCAAACCGCUAUUUCCACAGUACCAGAAUAACUACAAUAAUAGUAUAAUAAUACAACUCCUUUGUGCACCCUUCAAGUUAUAAUAAAGAUUGCAGAUUCAACUACACGCCUGUUGUUCUAUCUUUACUGCAAAAGAGUGGUUUCUUGAUUCUCAGUUUUCAGUUUUCAACUUCUUUUACUGCCACUGAAGGGAAAUAGUUUGGAGUUUUGGAUUUCCUUUUAGCAGAGUUGAAUAACAAAUUAGCAAGAUGAGGGCCAGUUUGUGAGUGUUCUGGUUGUUUCUUUUCGAGAUCUGGGUUAAAUGGAACCUCCUACGGGAUUCUGUGCUACUUUGUGGAGCUUCAUUCGGUUUCUUCCUUUCUUCAUUGGGCUUUUGCUUCUUGGCACCAUCAAAGGAAUCCUUCUCUGCCCAUUGAUAUGUCUACUAAUGACAGUUGGGAACUCUGCUAUCAUUCUUGGACUCUGGCCAGCACAUCUUGUUUGGACAUAUUACUGUGUUGUGAGUGCUAAACAAUUAGGGGCUGUUCUGAAGCUUGUUAUUUGUAUAUCUGUGCUACCGGUGCUGCUUAUUUCAUGGCCAAUUGUUGGAAUUGUUGGAAGUUUUGUAGCUGGAACAGCCUAUGGAUUUCUUUCGCCAAUAUUCGCUACCUUUGAAGCUGUAGAUGAAGGAAAAGAGGACAAACUUUUCCAUUGUUUUGUUGAUGGCACGUGGAGCACUAUUACAAGAAGUUGCAUGGUUGUCAAGGAUGUAAAAGAUGUUUGUUUCCAUUCUUAUUUCUCGGUUAUGGACGACCUACAACAAAAGGGACCACCAGAUGUAAAAUACUAUGAGAUCAGGCUGCUUUAUCUUCCUGGUGCUGCAGUAGCUGCAGCUAUUGGAAUCAUAGUUGAUGUGCCAGUUAUAUCAUUUGUUGCUCUAUGCAAAGGCCCUUUCAUGCUUGUUAAGGGUUGGCACCGAUUGUUUCAUGACCUCGUUGGCCGUGAAGGUCCUUUUUUGGAGACAAUAUGUGUACCUUUUGCUGGCCUUGCUAUCCUUCUAUGGCCAUUGGCAGUUGCUGGGGCAGUUCUGGCAUCCAUGAUGGCAAGUUUCUUUCUUGGUGCAUAUGCAGGUGUUAUUGCAUAUCAGGAGUCUUCUUUCGUGUUGGGCCUUCAAUUCAUCAUUGCAGCUAUGGCCCUUUAUGAUGAAUACAGCAAUGAUAUUCUUGACAUGCCAGAAGGAUCCUGCUUUCCUAGGCCUCAAUAUCGGAAAAUGGUUGACUCAUCAAAGAGAACUGCACAUUCAAAUUCAUUCUCAAGACACAGUGGCUCCUUACGAAGGGCGCCUUCUCGUUCAUCAUCAAUAAAAAAUAAUAUUGUUGAGUUGAAAUCACUUGAGCUGUUGGAUGGCUUAUUUAAGGAAUGUCGCCAUGUUGGAGAAAAAUUGGUUUCCGAAGGUCUAAUAACACCUAAAGACAUUGAAGAAGCUAAGACUAGUAAAGGGAGUCGAGUUAUAAGUAUCGGUUUACCUGCAUAUUGCCUUCUCCAGGGGCUGUUGCGCUCUGCAAAAGCUAAUGCCACGGGUAUAUUGAUAAAUGAUAGUACCGAACUGACUACCACAAACAGACCAAGGGAGAAAUUUUUUGAAUGGUUUCUUAAUCCUCUUUUGAUAAUUAAAGAACAAAUCAGAGCAGAACAACUUUCUCCCCCAGAAGAGGAUUACCUAUGCAAACUAGUACUUCUGAGUGGGGAUUCAGAGAGGUUGAAAAAUUCCAGUACUGCUCCAGCCCCUGAAUCUGAGGUCAAACGUGCUGAGCUUGAUGCAUUGGCUAGAAGACUUCAAGGGAUCACCAAAUCUAUGACAAGGUUUCCAACCUACAAGCGCCGCUUCGAUGAUCUUGUAAAACAAUUGUCGGAUGAUUUUGCUGAGAAGCAUGGAGUGAAAACAAUGUCCAGAUCAAAGAGCGCAUUUGCUCAGAUGGUUAGCUUCAAAUCCUUAAAGGGACCAAGAAAUAAUGGUUCCAAUCAAGGUUCGGAAGAUGUAAAAGAUGUAGAAAUAGAAGGCCCUUGAUUGAGAAUUUCAUGCUAUUAUCAUUAACCCAAAGAAACAAAUUAGGUUAUUGCUCACUUUAGUCCCUGUAGGUACAUGAUUGUAUUAUUUUGGUUCCUGUAGGAUUUAACGAGUCAAGAUAGUUCUGUUAGAUAGCAAACAUGAGUGAAGUUAGUGUCAUUAAAGGACUAAUUUAAAUCAUGUUUGUUCCACAAUUACUAUUUUGAUUCAUUAAAAUCUAUAGAAACCAAAUGAGUCACACGUGUAUUUGUAGAGACCAAAGUGAACACAAACUCAGAAACAAAAUAUCAUGCCGCAGGUGUACAGUAGUCUUCAACUCCAUUUUGGAUAGAAGACUGAAGUGUAAUUGAUACACUUGUUCAUGUUACUGAAACGUAUUUCAGCAUGAGUGAUGAUGCUUUCAUAUUGAAAAAAUGAAAAGUAUAGGAAUGUACCAAUUGAUUGAUAAUGUAUUCAUGUUUUUUUAGACCAUAUGGCUGUGAUCCAAAAGUCAAUGUAUAACAGUUUUGUAGCA